GCUGUAGUGAGGGCCAGUGAGUGAUGGCAGCUUCCAUAGUACGGUCCUGUAGACACGUACCCACGGCAGGGUUGCGUGGGUACAGUAUGGCAAAAAUGUGGGUUCCUGUGUCAUGGAGUAGAGGGGAACCGGGUGUUGAAGCACUAGCAGCAACGAUCAAAUCCCAUCAUCAAGUCUCUCGCUCUCUACAAGUACAAAGGUUCUACAGUGCUACACCCCCACCCCAGAAGCCACCCACUUUCUUUGGGAAGAUAAUGGAAAACUUACGAGAUGAAAUGGGCAGAAAUCAGAAGAUGAAAGAGAGUUUAAAAGAGUUUAGAAAAGACAUGCAAAAACUGGAGCAGUCAGAGGCUCUGCAAAAAGUCAGAGAAAAGUAUCAAACCGUUGAGGAUGAAACUGCAGAGGGAAGCAAAAAGGCCAAGCAACAGCUCUAUACUAUCAAAAAACGUGUUUCAGAGACUGUAGAAGAAGCACAAAAAGCAGAAAUUAUUCAAAAAGCUUCAAAACUUACUGAAGAAGCAACUAAACAAGCCCAGAAGGUUGGUCAAACUAUUUCCCAAAAGAGCGAAGAACUAAGUAAGACACAGACUUAUAAAACAAUCAGUGAUACUGCGAAAGCAGUAAAAGAGGAAAUUGAUCAUUCAACUUUUGGGGGGGCUGGAGCUAGAGUUUAUAAAGCUCCUGUGUCAUUACGUAAGCGAGUGCAGCGAGAUCCAGAAGCAGAGAAGAGAAUUAUUCAAGCCAAUGCUGAAGCAAGAGGAGUAACACUACACAAGGAUUCACAAUUUGCAAAUAGUUGGCAGAACUUCAAAGAUAACAAUCCUUAUGUUAACAGAAUACUAGUGUGGAAGACUAAGUUAGAUGAAAGUGAUAAUCCAUUAGUACGAUCAUCAAUGCUGGUUAAAGACAAGGUCUCAGAAUUAUUUGGUGGAGUCUUCCAGCGUACAGAAUUAUCUGAAGCCCUAACAGAAAUAUGUAAGAUGGAUCCAUCUUUUGACAGAGAGCGGUUUCUGGUGGAGUGUGAAUAUGAUAUGAUUCCUAAUGUUCUGGAGGCUAUGAUCCGACCAGACUUAGAGGUGCUGCGAGAUUGGUGCUUUGAACGAGCUUACUCAGUUCUGGCCACCCCAGUGAAGCAAGCCUAUCAGUUAGGAUUUAUCUUUGAUUCUAAGGUUUUAGAUGUGGACAAUGUUGACUUAGUUAUGGGUAAAGUGAUGGAUGAGGGGCCAGUGUUAGCGGUUUCCUUCCAAUCCCAACAAAUUAUGUGUCUUCGUAACAGCAAAGGGGAGGUUGUAGAAGGUGACCCAAGUAAAGGUGCUGAGAGUGCAGUAUGUUGGGUGUUGUCGUGA
This is a messenger RNA of Homarus americanus (American lobster), 1346 nucleotides long. Its product is annotated as mitochondrial import inner membrane translocase subunit TIM44-like. Gene Ontology annotation, molecular function: protein-folding chaperone binding. Gene Ontology annotation, cellular component: mitochondrial inner membrane. The coding region runs from base 24 to 1346 and encodes 440 amino acids. Lineage: Eukaryota; Metazoa; Arthropoda; Malacostraca; Decapoda; Nephropidae. The record is from RefSeq and is a predicted model, not a curated record. The transcript has 10 exons. Gene Ontology annotation, biological process: protein import into mitochondrial matrix.